Hypanus sabinus (Atlantic stingray) is the source of this 5138-nucleotide messenger RNA. It is a transcript of the gene rsrp1, whose product is annotated as arginine/serine-rich protein 1. Bases 31 to 1167 code for a protein of 378 amino acids. Lineage: Eukaryota; Metazoa; Chordata; Chondrichthyes; Myliobatiformes; Dasyatidae. The record is from RefSeq and is a predicted model, not a curated record. The transcript has 5 exons.
CGGCGACUGCACUCAGGGGCAGUUCAUAAGAUGGUGGCGACGAACGACGGGGGAGCUAGUGCCCUUGUGGAUUCUUCGGCGAUUAAAGACAAUAAUCGUAAACGGCCAGGUUCAUCUGAUUUAUCCUGGGAACUGAUGAAAAAGAAAUCCAACUUUGGUAAAAUGCAUUUGCAUGACAAUCUGAAACGUGAACGAAUGUCUGAAGGGAAGCGGGGAACAGAUAGGUGCUGUAUGCAGAAGAAGAAGGCUGAGAAAAUUGCAAUUGGUGUGGAUGAAUUGUGUCUUGCUUCAGAUAAGCCUCAAAAGUGUAAGAGAAUGUCACGGUCCAGAACUCCAGGCCAUCAGAAAUGCAAACUCUCAAAGUCAGGUUCAGUAUCAUCUUUGGGAAGUUGUUGCUCAUCUUCUGCUAGCUCUCGGUCAGAUUCUGUUUCAUCCUCUGCCAGCUCAGAAUCGGGUUCGAUGUCAUCAUCGAGUUGCUCUCGAUCGAGUUCGGUGUCGUCGUCCUGUAGCUCUCGUUCCAGUUCAGUCUCCUCUUGUAGCUCUCAGUCAGAUUCGAUGUCCUCUUCUGGCAGUUCCAGAUCAAGUUCGGUGUCCUCAUCAGGCAGUUCCUGUUUGGAUUCUGUGUCCCCAUUAAAAAGGUACAGAUCAAGUUCAAAAUACACUAAUUCGACUUCAAGGUCAAGAUGUGUAUCACAAGAGAAGAGAUGCAAGAGUUCAAGACGAGCCCAUUCAAGAUCCCGGUCUCGAAGCUGUUCAAGGUCUUGUUACCGAAGAUCAAGAUAUCACAUGCCAUAUCGGUCACCCCUCAGGUACCGAUCAAGGUCUAGCUUGAGACACAGGAGAUCCCGCUCAGGAUCAAGGUCAAGAUAUUCAUCCAGGCGUCCAAGGAACUACCAUAGUUUUAUGUACAGAACCCAUUCUUCACAGAGAAGUCGAAGCAGAUCAAGGGGAAGAUCUAUUUACUUAACACAAAAAGAUAAAAAUACUCUGCUUGAAAUAGCAAAGGCAAAUGCUGAUAAAUUAUUUGGAAAAAGCAAUAUUCAGAUGCCACCUAGCCUGAAGCCUACUAGUCCUUUCAGAGAUGAGAAUUACAAUUUUGAGAAGUCCAACAUUGAUGCAGCUAAAGAGAUGAUCAGAAGGGUGAGUGAUAACAUUUCAUUAUAUUGAAGAAAUUUCUUUUUGCAUGUCUGAAUGUAGAAGAUUACUUCUGUCCAAAUAUUUGAACACCAACUCCUGCACUAUUAGUCGUGUGAUCUUAGCUAUUACCCAUUUAAGUACAUUUUGACUCUCUUAUACCAGUGUUCCUGUGUUGGGGUAGAAUAAAUUUUGAGUUGUACUCCUUUUCUAACUUGGCUUUUAAUUGCAUUGGUUUGUUACCCAAAUUGUUUUGAGUAUACUCAGUUUUAUUCUCUUAAUUUCUAAUGAGAACAAAUGUAAGAUGCUUACAGCUCUAGUCAUUCCUAGAUUAACAUAGUAGAAAUGUUUUCUCAGCUAGGCUAUGAGGAAUUUCCACAUGUAUAGUUCUUUACAAAUUCUGGACAUUCCCUAAGUGCUUAAUAUUUGGUGCUGUCAAGUAUAUUAAUCAUAAUUGGGAGAUUGUAUUGUGCAGUAAUGAUUCAGCCAGCUUGUUUUACUCAACAUGUCAUUCAAACACUUUCCAUAUAAAAGCUAUAAAUUUGGUUUGUAUGACUUGAUUUAUUUCUGUUUUAUAGAAGCCUUGAAAUGGACUGCACUUCUUGGAAGAUAUGAGGUGGUAUCUUUGUAUCUGCAUGUGUGCAGUUAUUAGGGGCAGCUUGGCCAGUGUAAUAAUUAAAAUGGUUUUAAAAGAUGUGAUUAUAAAUGAAACUAUGACACUAUCUACGCCGUAAACAAAUGCAUUUUAUCAUCAUGAAAACAGUGGCAUUCCAUAUCUGCAUGAGGGAUGAAGCAUUCUGUUUUGUAUUUUUUUUCUUCUGAUCAGGGAGCUUGUGACCUCUUAUCAAGCCAUCUUGUAGAAGUAAGGGGAGAAUGGAGAAGCUUAGUGUAUUUCUUCCCAGUCAAAAGUCAAGGCAGUGCUAUAUUUGGUAUUUCAUUAUACUGCAUUGUCUCCUAAUUAGUUUUGUCAUGAUGCAUUUUAAUUCCAGCAGGCCAAAUGAUAAUCUUGAUUGGGAAUCGAGUGACAUGUAAACCAUUUACUUAUGUCCAUUUCAUUUAAGAAGUUUGGCAACUGACAGAAUUUUGGCUGGAAAUAGGCAGCUUCAUUGAUGUUGCUGUUCAGUGUAAAUGUACUGUUCAGUCCAGCUGCAAAUUGCAUUGCACACGAGCCUCUUUCCAUUCACCUACCUUUUGUACAUUUUCCUUUUCUCUUGUAUUAUUUCUUUUGAAUGCUAUUUAGCUGGGCCACCUGGGUGGUGCUUUGUUCCACCAUGAUACCACUGAAUAAUGAAUAAAGCAAUAAUCCUUCAUCCAAGAUGGAGAUGAGUAUUCUGCCCUCAAAUCUGGCUUGUCCUGUAUAAAUCUGAUACUGUUCUUCCUGAAACAAAUCUGUUGGCACUUUUAAUUGUGCUGAUUUUCAUGUCUGUAGUCUGAGAUUCUUUAUUCUUAUAUCCAUUGUUUUUUAUAAUAUGUAGGUGAUACUUCCAUUCCCAAUUUCCCUACCAAAGUAAAUCACAGAUUCAAUGAAUUUAAUUUGCCAUCUAAGUGUUUAACUUUAAAUAUUUCAUUUUUAUUACUUCUAAUGUGUAUGUUUUGAUACUGCUUUAAUAUUUCCAGAACCAGUAUUUUCAAUAUUGAUCAUUGUAGAACAUUACUUUCCAAUGUCUUCAUCUGGUAACCUGCUAAUUUGCCUUCCAUUGUUACUUCCUUACUCCAUAUCAUCUGAUCUUUGAGAAUCCCAGAUCAAAAUUCAGUUUACAUUAUGUGGAUGGGAAAGAGGCCAUUUGGUUUUUUAAAUUACUUUUUAUGGACUCUGUAGAGGCUACUUUAAACUUAGCAAAUGAAAGAAAUGCCAGUAUAAUGAGGAAAGGUUUUUGCUGUGAUUGAUUGCAACAGCAGGUAGACAUGGUGUUACUUCUGUUUACACUAACACUUUCAACAAUUCAAUGCAACUGACUCUGCUUUUCAAACUUAGGCAAUCCAUGUUAACCAAAUUGUUCAUCCAGAUGACCCAUCAAUAACUAGUUAAGUAUAAAUUUACAUUCUUGGUAAAAACCACUUACAUGGACAAGAAUCAGCCCUGAACUUGUUGAUAGUUUUGAAUCAUAAGCUGCAAUUGUACAAAGAUUGGGUUGCUAAGGGAACAGUAGCUACCUUCUCUCUGUAGGGUUGAGCCAUAAAUAAAAUUAAUGUUUGCAUAUUUUAAUAGCAUUGCACUACCCCUACUUUGGCCUCUGAUGCAAGAGACCUAUUGUGUUUCAGACACUUGUUCCCUAGCAGAAUUUAAUGUUCAAAUUGGCUUGAAUUUAAACAGAGCUCACAGUCCAGCUUUAAUUGGAAUGUGUUUUGCUACUACUUCAGUUUUGUUCAGAGCAGGGGUCUACCCUCAAAAGAUACUGAUUUGACUAAUAUUAGCUAUGUAACAGCUGAAGUUCAGGGUAUGAGGCAAUAUUGGAUGCAGAAUGGAGGGUGCUUUGCUCUGCAUGUUAAUAGUGCACUUGACCUUGGAGUGAUGAUCUAAUUACUGGGCCAGAAAGCCCACUUACUCAUAUACAGAAGGUAAACAAAACUACCAUGCCAUGCUUUAUGCAGGAUUGUGGAAUAACAUUUUUAGUUUGCAAUCUGUCUGGAACACAGUUAAAGCAUUAAGUAGUUUAAAUAAUGAUCACUCAAGUCUACAUAACUUGGAUCAGUUUUUGUUGAUUAUCCAUGGAUUUCCCAUUGAUAAGUCACUUAGUUCCUUCAAGGGCACUGAGGCAUAUGAAGCUGAGGUUUGACUAAUUUCUGCUGUUGGAUUUGGUAUUGUCCAUGCAUAACUUUUAUUCUAGGAUUUUCUUGUCCUCAUAACUUAUUCACUGUGUUCCAGGAGGUUUUGAAUAUCAGAUCAUUGCCGAAGAAGAGGCCAACGUUUUUUGAAGAUAAGUUCCUUGGCUUUAUAGCCUAGAAUAUGUUAUCAACAUGGCUGCAUUCAGUUGUACACUCAAAUAUAAUCAUUUGACACAUUACAGAAAGUGCUUGAAAGCAUUUGUGCUCUUAAUGGGAAUUACCAUGGAACCAAAUAAAUGUUUAUGGUAAUUCAGACUGGUGUAAAUCUUGUUACAGAUUUCAAGUAAUUUGUACUCAAACUUGUUUAGAAAUUCUAGAACCUCAGCAUUACAAAUCUCAAUCUUUAUUUGUUGAAUAUGCUAAAGUGAGGUUAUGUUUUCUGAAUUGUUGGCCAUUUGGUUUACAUUAUCAGCUAGAAUAGUGCCAAGCUGCAAGAAUCAGUAUCAGUUUUCCUGCAGAUUCUACCACAACAGGUAGAAUGAUAGUGUAUUUUGAAAUCUACUGAUAGAAUAAUAGGCUUGUCCAACCAGUGCUACGUGUUUUAAUUCUGAUUGUUAAUCAGUUUUCAUUGGAUUGGUCUUUGUUUUUCUAAUGCAGAAACAAGCAAAUGAAGAUGAAGAGGAUGAACCAGUUCAGAAGUUAGGAAGUGCCCCUUCUAGAUCAGAAACAAACCACUGGAUAGCCUUCAGUGUUAAAAACGCAGUAGCAAAACCACUGAAUCAAAAGUCACCAAGUGGCUCUGUUAAAGAGUCUCCUGAGAAUAAGCGGAAAAGAAGCCCAUAUGGACAGUGGAUACCGGUACAGAGUGGUGAUAGAACAAAGGCACAGUGAAGGUUCAGAAUAGUAUAUAAAAUUUAAAGUGCAUUUGUAAUCAGUUAUUUUAAGCCAGCUGGAUUGAAUUUUGUUAUAAUACUUGGCAUGAUUUGUGAAACUUGUAUCAUAAAUGUGAAACUUUGGAGCAAGUUGUAGUUUUGUAUAAAUGUUAUGUAUUUAUUUGGGUUAACACUUCACUGUAACAUGCAGAUACUAAGCAAUGUUUAGUUUAUGAUAAAUCUUCUGAAAUAAUACACAGGUAAGAGAAGUAAUUUACCAAGAUUUCACAUGGGGCUCUGUGUGACAAAAUACUGUUUUUUGUAAAUUUUUUUCCCAGAAUUCAAUAAAGAUAAUUUAUAAAUGAA